AUGGCCGGCGCUCGACCAACAUUGCAGGAUGUUAUGAGUGCCCUAGGAGUAAUAAGUGGGCGACUUACUGCAGUUGAGCAAAAAUUACAAUGCCUAGACAACAUGGAUCAGCGUAUGGCAAAAAUGGAAAAGGACAUUAAAACCCUUUGGUUGGCUCUUGACGAUAGAGUAAAAAAGGUUGACGAGCGCGUGUCGAGGCUCGAACACGUCACAGAGGGGACGGACAUUGCGGCGGCACAGGUCUCUAGCAGGAUCGACGGCCUUGAACGGGAGCGAGACAGCCUUCGGGACGAUCUCGUGUACAUGAAAUCGCAAAGUAUGCGAAACAACCUUGUAUUCACUGGCGUACCGGAAGUGGACAAAGAGACGCCUGAGGUCACGGAGUCGAUACUUCGAAAGCACAUUAACGAGGCUUUGAAUAUUGCAAAAGAAACGGCGGACACAAUUAAGUUCGAGCGAGUUCAUAGAUCGCCGGGGGAACAUACCCGUGGGAAAAUUCGUUCAAUAAUUGCCAAGUUUUCUUUUUUCAAAGACAAGGAAAUAGUGAGACGGCAGUGGAAGCAUCUCAAUGGGACAGGAUUUAACGUUUUCGAACAGUUUCCACCGGAAGUGGUUGCAAAACGUAGGAAGCUGCUUCCCAAGAUGAAAGAGGAAAGGGCAAAAGGCAAGCGAUCGUGGAUCGCUUAUGACACCCUGUACGUCGACGGGCGACCAGUGCGCGACUAG
Molecule: messenger RNA, 726 nt
Organism: Dreissena polymorpha
Lineage: Eukaryota; Metazoa; Mollusca; Bivalvia; Myida; Dreissenidae
Exons: 1
Coding region: 1-726 (241 amino acids)
Source: RefSeq, a predicted model, not a curated record